GUGGAAUGGCCACAUCAAGUGGGGCCCUGGUCGAAGACUCUGAAGAGGUCAGCCCCACGGCUCUUGGCAGGCUGCUGGCCGCCGAUGUAGGUCAGGUACAGACUUGGAAGACAUCCGGAUGGAAGUCAGGGAAAUGGGAGUUUGUCUUUCUCUUGCGCCGUGUCGAUUUGUGGUGGAUCUUUACACAGCCGGGCAAGCCCUGCCCAACAGAUGCGGGGGCAUGGAGGAAAGGGAACCACAUUGCGCUGGUACGGGGCCAGACUGUGGUGGAUUUCAGUGACAAAGAGGCGGGCGAGUGGUUUGUGAAAUUCGGGGAUGACUGCCACUACUUCAAAGCCAGGUCCACAGGUGAGGCAGCCCUCUGGGUGAUGGCGCUGCGGCGAAGGGUGCAUCCAUGGAAUGAUGAGUUGCAAGGUCAAACAGCUGGAGAGCUGGUGGGAGAUGCUGGCCACCAUGACAAGGUGAUGGGACCCAUCAGUUUGAGUCAUUCGACAGCUGCUCAGGAAAUGGUCAAGGCGCUGGGGGCAGUUGCUGGUUUCACUAAAGAGGUGCUGGGCACUCUGCCCAUCGCUGGUCCCACCCUAUCGCUGCUGGGUUUCGCCAUGGAGGCAGUGUGUGAAGGAGCAGCUGAUGCUGAAAACAUUCGCCCUGCAAGGGCACUGCUGGAGGAAGUGGCAAACUGGACCAUGGAGGUGCUGCGCAGGGCAUCGAAGCUGCAUGAUGAAGAUUACAAGCAGGAGAUUUUCAAAGUGCUGGACGGUAUUGAAAGUGCUGCCCGCAUGCUUGAAAGGCAUCGAUACAGGUCCACAGCAGGGAAGCUCAAAAACACGUUUUUGAAAAGGGGCACAGGGUCACUGGCUAUUGUGGAUUUGCUGAAGCAAUGCAAAGAUGAUCUGAGCAAACUCCAGAUCCAUCAGCUGGAGAAGCUGCAAAUUGCAGGGCUUGAAGAGCAAGACAAGCAGCAUGCUGUUGUGGUGGCAAAUCAACAAAGGCUCUUGUGCCAAGCCAGCAUUAGGCGCAGGAAACACUGUUCACCGUCCAACAUCCCAACUGCGCCGGACGCGGUUGCUCUUGAGAGUCAGCUGUAUGUCGUCAGAAACAUGUUGCUCGAAAGCGAAACAAAGUGCAUUGUUAUUUGGGGAAUGGGCGGCAUAGGGAAAACAACACUAGCUCGUGCCCUGUUGAAUGACCCUGAGAUUGCCACCAAUUUUGAAAAGCGUGAAUUUGUGACAGUUUCACAACAUCCCAAUGUCACGAAAUGCCAACAACAAGUUUGGGAUGCCCUUGUGGAUUCUGAACAAGGUGUGCAAUUCACCAAUGCUGAGGAUGGCAAAUUGCGACUGCAGACAGCACUGAAGGACGAAGUUGUGUUUAUUGUUCUGGAUGACAUGUGGGAUGAGAACAUUGUUCCGCACUUUGAUGUUGUGUCCGCAAAGAGUCGAGUUGUCAUAACCUCACGAAACAGUGGAAUUGCAACCAGCGUGGGAGCAAGGCGCUAUGCGGCAGCUGCACUUGGUGAGGACGAUUCGAUGCAACUUUUCUGUAAGAAAGCAUUUGCGACUGGGCAGCCUUUGGGGUGGCAGGCUCUGUAUGUGAAGGACAUUGUGAAGGAAUGUGGGGGACUCCCUCUUGCUCUUGAGGUAAUGGGGGCUGAGGUUAAGGGUUAUAGCUCUGGAGAACAAGUGAAACUUGGCCCCACUCCCAGGGAAAAAAGAAAAUGGGAAAGGGCCGUGGAACGCAUAAAGACAAGUGGUGUGGUUGCUGGGGGAUUAUUUGACAAAGUGUUUGCCAUGAGUUUCGAUUCUCUUGACAAUCCGCAUCAGGUGGCUUUGCUGGACUUGGCAAUGCUGCCUGAAGACCAUGAAGCAAGAGAGUCUGAUGUAGCGGAAAUGCAGUGUUGCAAUGGCCUCAGCACUGAUGAAGCAUAUGAGGUGCUGGAGGAAUUGGAGCAAAGAUCCUUGAUCAUUCGCACUGGUGAAGAUGCAUUGAGUGUGUGUGAGUUUCAAACUAGGGGUUUUGCAACAUGCCAUCUGCAUGAUGUGGUUCGUGACAGUGCACUGAGACUGAUGACAAAUCAGCCAUUUGUGGAGAGCUGCCGUCUGGUGUCCCACCAUUUGAAGAAGGAAUUGCCUUUCAAAGAUCAGGGACUGCUGGCAACAAAGUUUUCCACAACGCACAGCAUUGGGCAGGACAGCGAUCUAGAUUUAUGUGCUCUGAACAUGCCCAAUUUGCGAGCCCUGGUCUUGAGGAAUGCAGAGUUGUUGGGUGUGCCUGUAAACUUGCUCUCUGCAAGCCUUGUGGUCAUUGAUUUGGCAUUUUCGGGAGUUGCCGUCCUACCUUCAGAAGUUGCGUGUGCUACAUCCGCGAGGGUGCUGCGAUUGGAUGGAUGUGAUAGGUUGGAGCAUCUGCCCUGUGAAGUGGGCACCAUGCAACAGCUUCAGGUGUUGUCCAUGCGGGGAUGCCAAGGCAUAUAUGAAUUGCCAGAGUCCCUUGCGAGGCUUUCAAAUCUAAGAAAGCUCCUAAUGCCCACUUGUGGAAUUGCACAUUUCUUGUCAAUGGAGUUGGGCUCUUUGCAAAGUUUGAAAAUGUUGGAUCUGAGUGGCUGCUUUGGGUUGAAGCACUUGCCUCCUAGUUUAGGAGAGUUGGCAGGCUUGACGGCUCUUGACUUGGACAGUUGUUGGCAGCUGAGCUCUCUGCCAUCCACCAUUGGGAAGUUGGCACGAUUGGAGGUGUUGCUCUUGCAUGGAUGCACAAGUCUUGAGGAGCUGCCUAGCGCUAUGACACUCCUUCACAAUUUGGCAGAGUUGGAUGUCCAAGGAUGCCAUCGGCUCAAAUGUCUUCCUCAAGGUUUCGCUUAUGGCUGCCCUGGGUUGAAAAUACUUCGUCUUCAAGAGAAUUCACAGUUUGUGUUGCCAGACUUUGUUCUGGAAUUGCAGCAUCUGGAGGUCUUGGGUGUGGACAGGGUCUGCAUGCUGCCUGGCAGCAUGGCUCAGGAUUUGAACGGCCAACGAGUGUCGUUGGAGCAGCAGCCAACAGAAGAUUACGAAUCCAAGCAUCAUAUGGAAAGAGACACUCCUCUCCAUUGGGCUGCAGGAAUGGGCAUGUUGGGAAUGGUAGAGUAUCAUCUGACAGAAACCAGUGUGGACGCCCCAAAUCUGUUUGGUGACACGCCCCUCUUAAAGGCAGCUGAGAAUGGACGCACCGCCACUGUCAAGUUGCUUCUGGACAGAGGGGCAUCUAUUGAUGAAGCUGACCAGUUCGGCAACAUGCCUCUCUUAAGGGCAGCUGAGAAUGGAUACACUGGCACCGUCGAGUUGUUUCUGAACAGAGGGGCAGCUGUUGAGGCAGCUGAUGGGUUUGGCAAAACGCCUCUCUUUCGGGCAGCACAGCACGGACACACUGCCACUGUCAAGUUACUCCUGAACAGAGGGGCGUCUGUUGAUGCAGCUGACCGGUCUGGCCACACGCCUCUCAUAUCGUCGGCAUGCUAUGGACAUACUGCCACCGUCGAGUUGCUCCUAAACAGAGGGGCAACUGUUGAUGCUGCUAGCCGGUCUGGCUACACAGCUCUCAUUCGGGCAGCAGAGAGUGGACAUGCUGCCACUGUUGAGUUGCUCCUGAACAGAGGGGCCUCUGUUGGUGUGGCUGACCACUCUGGCUACACACCUCUCUUGUGGUCAGCAUGCUAUGGACACACUGCAACCGUGGAGCUGCUUCUCAACAGGGGGGCGUCCGUUGAUGCUGCUAGCCAUGAGGCCUUCACGCCCCUCUUAUUGGCAGCAGUGAAUGGACAUGCUGCCACUGUGAAGUUGCUUCUAAACAGAGGGGCUUCUGUUGUCGUGGCUGACAGAGAUGGCAACACGCCUCUCAUAUGGUCAGCAUUCUAUGGCCACACUGCCACUGUCAAAGUUCUCCUGAACCAGGGGGCGGCUGUUGAUGCAGCUAACCAGUUUGGCUACACGCCUCUCUUAAGGGCAGCAGAAAAUGGACAUGCUGUUGCUGUUGAAUUGCUUUUGAACAGAGGGGCGCCUAUCGAUGCAGCUAACCAGGAGGCCUGCACCCCUCUAUUGUCAGCAGCAGAGAAUGGGCAUGCUGCCGUUGUCGAGGCGCUCCUGAACAGAGGGGCGUCUGUUGAUGCAACUGACCAGGAUGGCAACACUCCUCUCUUAAGGGCAGCGAAGAAUGGAUACGCUACCACUGCAGAGUUGCUCCUGAACAAAGGGGCAUCUGUUGAUGCACCUGACCAGGAGGCCUACACGCCGCUCUUAUGGGCAGCAGGGAAUGGGCAUGCUCCCACUGUCGAGUUGCUCCUGAACAGAGGGGCGUCCAUUGAUGCAGUUGGACCGUUGGGCUACACGCCUCUCUCAUGGGCAGCACACAAUGGACAUGCUGCCACUGCUGAGCUGCUCCUGAACAGAGGGGCGUCCGUUGAUGUGACCAACCAGGAAGGAAAGACCCCAUUGAUUAUUGCUAUGGAAAAGGGAGCAUCUGAGAUUGUGGAGUUGCUUCUGGGCCGUGGAGCACAAGUGGGCAUUGAGGACAAGAGUGGACGGGGGCCGACAGCACAUGCAAGGGAACAGGGGCAUCUGGCAUUGGUCCAAAAGCUGGAGGCGGCAGCAGUCGAGCAAGGCGAGGCCAUGGAGAGGGCAGAGGGCGAGUAG
Molecule: messenger RNA, 4661 nt
Organism: Ostreobium quekettii
Lineage: Eukaryota; Viridiplantae; Chlorophyta; Ulvophyceae; Bryopsidales; Ostreobiaceae
Source: the annotation of a GenBank genome assembly